Molecule: messenger RNA, 426 nt
Organism: Aspergillus lentulus
Lineage: Eukaryota; Fungi; Ascomycota; Eurotiomycetes; Eurotiales; Aspergillaceae
Source: RefSeq, a predicted model, not a curated record
AUGUGGCGGCACCGCAGGAAAGAGAAUGCAAGAAGAGCCCGCGAGCUGGCCGCGCUGCGAGAGUCCGGCUGCAUGCGACAGGUAGGCGUGGAGAGAUGGCUGGAAGAGCAGCGGAGCGAUAUCGUUGCGUGCAGCAGAAGCAACAACAACAAGAAUGUCCAUGAUUUUGGCCGGUACGCGCAAGAACCGUGUGCCGUCUGCCUCUCGACCCUGCUACCCUCGUCGCCGUCGCAAUCGUCGCUUCCGUGCUCGGAUCCAGAGCGUUACCCACAAGGCACAUCUGAUCUGGGCCCGCCUGCGGAGGCAUCCCUGCUCGUUCUCAAUCGCUGCGGUCAUGCGUUUCAUUGCUCCUGUCUUGCGUCAUGGUGGGAAUACCGUCCGUACAGGUGCCCAGUAUGUCAGACAUCGUACGCCCCGGAAGAAUGA